AUGCCGCAAUUACCUCGAUACGAGUAUACUGGUCCGGUGGACUGCACAAUUCCAACAAACCGAGAGGUCCUGAAAGGGAAGAGUGUUGUAGUUACUGGCGGAAAAAAUCGCAUGGGUGAGCCGACGGCCCGAGCUUUUGCCGCCGAAGGGGCAUUCGUUGCAAUUUCAGACCUUGACAUUACCAAGGGUAAUGGCGUUGCAGAGGAGCUUAAGCUUUACAGAAACGCCCAGUUCGUCAAAUGCGACACCACUUCCUGGGAAGAUCAAGUCUCUAUGUUUGAAGCUGCGAUUGCGCACUCCCCGCAUAAGAGCUGUGAUAUCGUCAUUGCAAAUGCGGGCAUUAGUCGUGCUUCUGGUGAUGAUUUAUGGCCGUUGGACGAUCCUGAUUCUGCGCCGGUAAAACCGAAGCUGAAUAUCGUCAAUGUCAAUUUGAUUGGUACAAUGUAUACAUGGAAGUUGGCCGUGCACUACUUCCGGAAACAGCCUGAUACGGAGGAUUGGGAUCGUUGUUUCAUCAUGACUGGAAGCAUGACCGCGUGGAUUGAUUCGCCAGCGAACUGGCAGUACACGAGCACUAAAUAUGCGCUGCAAGGGUUGAUGAGAACUGCACGACGCAAUUCGCAUGAACAAGGGAUUCGAAUCAAUUACGUUGCCCCUUGCUACGUUAAAAGCGCCAUCCGCUCAGCUGAGGACGAAGCACAAGCUGAUAUCUAA
Molecule: messenger RNA, 714 nt
Organism: Penicillium subrubescens
Lineage: Eukaryota; Fungi; Ascomycota; Eurotiomycetes; Eurotiales; Aspergillaceae
Product: putative short chain dehydrogenase/reductase
Exons: 7
Coding region: 1-714 (237 amino acids)
Molecular function (GO): oxidoreductase activity
Source: RefSeq, a predicted model, not a curated record